Molecule: messenger RNA, 1954 nt
Organism: Crotalus tigris (Tiger rattlesnake)
Lineage: Eukaryota; Metazoa; Chordata; Lepidosauria; Squamata; Viperidae
Gene: MLC1
Product: modulator of VRAC current 1
Exons: 14
Coding region: 269-1474 (401 amino acids)
Biological process (GO): regulation of response to osmotic stress
Cellular component (GO): endoplasmic reticulum; cytoplasmic vesicle; plasma membrane
Source: RefSeq, a predicted model, not a curated record
GCGCUCAAUUAAGGGUUGCUCUUUCACCUAUUCGUGAGGAGAAGGAUGUGUAACGAGUUGGGGGGAGGGGGUCCUCCUUUGCCUUUCCUAAUUUAAAUCCCGCUCCCCUUCCCGUCUCGUGACAGAUCCUGUUGAAAGCCAAAGUGGAGGAGAAAAAUUUUCAAAGGGUGCAUGAAUCAUUACACAGUGAGACUAUAACAAAGUAUCCAGGCAGCUCUACUCACCAAACUAUUCAAAGUUGACUAUUAAACUUCUCAGUUUAAGCAUUAUGACAAAGGAAGAAUCUUACAGGGAAGAAUUUAGUUAUGAUAGGAUGCCAACUUUGGAGCGCGGAAAACAACAGAAUGGAAGUUAUGUUCCAGAUAUUAAAUCUAGCAAUCUUCAGCUCUCCAAAAAAUUUCAUCCUUGUUUCUUUUAUAAAACUUGGAUUUAUUCAUUGCUGAUGGGGACUUGUAUUCUUGUUACUUCUGGAUUUUCCCUUUACCUGGGGAAUGUUUUUCCAUCUGAAAUGGAUUAUUUGCGUUGUGCAGCAGGUUCAUGUAGUCCCUCAGCAGCAGUGAGUUUUGCCAUAGCCAGAAACAAAGCUAAUGUGAUACCUGAUUUUCAGUUUCUGUUUGUUUCAACAUUUGCGAUUACAACAACGUGUUUAAUUUGGUUUGGAUGCAAGCUUGUGUUAACACCUACAGCAAUAAAUAUAAAUUUCAACCUGAUUCUCCUGAGUCUGCUAGAGGUUUUCAUGGCAACUACUGUAAUAAUAUCUGCUAGGUCUAAUGAGGAAUGCUGCAGGAAGAAAAGAACAAUUAUUUAUGAUACUACUAGCACAUUGAAUAAUGUCAACUUCCCAAUACGGAUCCUAAAAUCUUAUUCGGUGGUAGAAGUAAUUAUUGGAAUUUCUGCAGUGUUUGGAGGAAUAAUUGCCUUGAAUAUGGAUGUGCUAAUUUCUGGCCCAUACCUUUCGGUCACUUUUUUUUGGAUCUUAGUUGCUUGUUUUCCCAGUGCUAUUGCAAGUCAUGUUGCUGCUGAAUAUCCAAGCAAAUGCUUGGACGCCUAUUGGCCCAUAAAGGUAUUGCUGAACUGUUUGAGAUCUUCCUUUUCACUGAGCAAAAAGGUGGAAGUUCUUAUUGCCAUAAGCAGUGUUACAUCACCCUUGUUAUUCACAGCUUCAGGAUACUUGUCUUUCAGUGUAAUGCGCAUUGUGGACAUGAUUAAAAAUUAUCCACCAACAGUUCAACAGUCUUAUGAUGUGCUGCUCUUGCUUCUAAUGCUGAUGCUGUUAGUUCAAGCAUUUCUGACAACUGGGACAGUCAUACUCUGUGUAAAUUUUAAAGCAAAAAUGAAAAUGCAUGAUUCGUUAUGGGUGGGGCCACUAACAAACAAACAAGAAUACAAAACAACAGAGGUGUCCAAUAACAGCAUGAAGGAUUUUGACAAAGAGAAAGCUUGGAAAGCUGUUGUAGUGCAGAUGGCUCAGUAAUCUGUACUUGGGAAACUGAACCAGAUAAAUUUUAGGGCUAAAUAAUGUUUGUAUACAAGGGCUGUGGUAUUAAAUGCAAAGCAAUUAAUUUCAUAGCAACUCCAUUGACCAGAAUGGCUUGAAAACAAUUCUUGCAUCAGAAUAUUUUCAAUAAACAAUAACAUCCUUUAAAAGUAAUAGAUUGUUCUAAUAGUACAUGUAUUUGAUUUUAGUUCAUCUUGAUUUCAGUAACUUUUUUUCUUUAUAAACUGUGGUUUUAAACAGUACCAUUGUUAAUUAAAUAUUUUGACCACAUGAACAGUUAAUGCAAUUAGUUUUGUUAUUGCAAGAAGCUAAUAUAAUUGCUGGUAUUUAACUGGUAUAAAAUUUUAAGCAAGUUUGUAACAAAUAUAUUUUACCUGUAAUCUUUUUCUGAUUAUUUUUUUUAAAGUUAAACUUGUUUUUACUUUUGGAUAAAAUAAAAAUCUUUAUUGCAAGCCA